UCCUCAUCAGUUGCCACUGUCCACUCCACUCCAGAGGGGAGAGAAGCUGAAUCGCCUCGCUGCAGCUGCCACUACCUGCGCCAGCUGCUGCACCGAGCAAGACUCGAUCGUGACGCCUAUAUAUACAGCUAGCUCCUACGCCACCUUGUCACGUAGUACAAACGUCGGAGGACGACAGCAGGAAGCAGCCAGCCAAGAGCGAGCGAUAUGAUCGAUUCGAUGGUGGCCGCGGAGGAGGACGGUGGGGUGGCCUAUACGGUGCGCGAGUUCGACGGCGACCGCGACCGCGACAGCGCUGCCGUGGAGCGGCUGGAGCAAGCAUGCGAGGUGGGCCCCAGCGGCGGCAAGCUGUGCCUCUUCACUGAUCUCCUCGGCGACCCGCUCUGCCGCGUUCGCCACUCCCCGGCAUACCUCAUGCUCGUUGCGGAGGCUGCGGACGGGCCCCUCGGCACGGAGAUCGUCGGCGUCGUGCGCGGCUGCGUCAAGACCGUCGCCUGCGGCCGCGGCCAGCUCUUCUCCAAGGUCGCCUACCUCCUCGGCCUCCGCGUCUCCCCGGCGCACAGGAGGAGAGGGAUCGGGAGGAAGCUGGUGGAGCGGAUGGAGGAGUGGUUCCGGCAGAUGGGCGCCGAGUACGCCUACGUCGCAACAGACACCGAGAACGAGCCGUCGGUGCGACUCUUCACCGCGCGCUGUGGCUACGCCAAGUUCCGCACCCCCUCCGUCCUCGUGCACCCGGUCUUCCGCCACGACCUCGCCCCGUCGCCACGCGCCGCCGUCGUGCAGCUCGCGCCGCGCGAGGCCGAGCUGCUCUACCGCCGCCGCUUCGCGGACGUCGAGUUCUUCCCGCGCGACAUCGACGCCGUGCUGUCCAACGCCCUGUCGCUGGGCACACUCCUGGCCCUGCCGGAGCCAGGCGCGGCGCGGUCGUGGCGCGGCGUGGAGGCGUUCCUUGCCGCGCCGCCGGAGUCGUGGGCGGUGGCGAGCGUGUGGAACUGCAAGGACGCGUUCCGCCUCGAGGUGCGCGGCGCGCCGAGGCUGUGGCGCGCCGCGGCGCGCGCCACGCGGGCCGCCGACCGCGCCGCGCCGUGGCUCGGCAUCCCUUCCGUGCCCAACCUCUUCGACCCGUUCGGGAUGCACUUCCUAUACGGCCUGGGCGGCGCCGGCCCCUCCGCGCCGCGGCUGGCGCGUGCGCUGUGCAGGCACGCGCACAACGUGGCGCGCCGCGCCGGCGCGCGCGUGGUGGCCACGGAGGUCGGCGCGUGCGACCCGCUCCGCGCCGGGGUGCCGCACUGGCCGCGGCUCGGCGCCGAGGACCUGUGGUGCAUCAAGCGGCUCACCGAUAGCUACGGCGACGGCACGCUCGGCGACUGGACCAAAGCGCCGCCCGGCGCCUCCAUCUUCGUCGACCCAAGGGAGUUUUAGGCGCUUCAACUCGUCUUAGCAUAAUCAGUUGUCAGUUAGUUCUACCGUAGAUGUCGAAUCCGACGGCCGGUAGCGUUUUGGCUCGGCUACUGCACAACCUACCUGUAAAUCCUUCACUUCUUCUCGUAAUGUAGACGAUGUAGACAUGAUCGGUGCACUGUACAUGAAGAGGCCGAAAACUUGCUUUCCAUUAUCUCCGUUCGAAGGCCGUUUCCAACUUAAUUAAUUAUGAUUAGUGGAAAUGAACGGCCUUUUUUGUUUCGCCUUAACUUGUGGGCUAAAUUUGCAACCGUGGGUGUCAAUAGAGU
This is a messenger RNA of Phragmites australis (common reed), 1730 nucleotides long. Its product is annotated as probable N-acetyltransferase HLS1. The coding region runs from base 208 to 1422 and encodes 404 amino acids. NCBI's taxonomy places the organism in Eukaryota, Viridiplantae, Streptophyta, Magnoliopsida, Poales, Poaceae. The transcript is spliced from 2 exons. The record is from RefSeq and is a predicted model, not a curated record. Gene Ontology annotation, molecular function: acyltransferase activity, transferring groups other than amino-acyl groups.